Carassius auratus (goldfish) is the source of this 4007-nucleotide messenger RNA. RefSeq names its product tectonin beta-propeller repeat containing 1b (gene tecpr1b). Gene Ontology annotation, cellular component: membrane. The coding region runs from base 152 to 3556 and encodes 1134 amino acids. The transcript is spliced from 25 exons. Lineage: Eukaryota; Metazoa; Chordata; Actinopteri; Cypriniformes; Cyprinidae. The record is from RefSeq and is a predicted model, not a curated record.
UCAGAGGCAAGAUACCGUUAACUUCCUGCUUUGAGUCUGAGCCCUUAGAAUAAAGCUGGGAAUGAAAAUAAACGAUGUUUGUUAUGCGCGGAAUAUAUGAACAAUCGCUUCAAAGUCAUUAAACUACAUAGUAGGCUGUCCUCCAGGACCCAUGAUGUCGGGGUCGCAGCUGUGGGCGGUGGAUGUGUACGGGCGGGCGUUCAGUCUGUGGGCCGCUGGAGGCCGCUGGAGGCGCGCCGCGGAUCUCCUGCUGGAGCUGAAGCGGGUGACGGGCUCCCAUCACUGCUGCUGGGGCAUCGGCUGCGACCAUCAGGUUUAUCUCCAUGUGUAUCCCAGUCAAGUGCCUAUACGCCACCAGGAAGAGACCUAUGAAAACCAGAGAUGGAACCCAGUUGAUGGUUACACAGACACACUCCUCCCGACAGACCGCUGGCAGUGGACCGAUGAGUUGGGCUUGAACCCACAACCUCUUCACAGCUUCGUGUUGCCGUCUGCUAACUGGGAGUGGGAGGGCGACUGGUACGUGGAUGUCGAAAGCUGCGGGAGAGAGUCCAGUGAGACGGGGGGGUGGGAGUAUGCAGUGGACUUCCCUGCCACCUUCACCAAAGAGAAGAAGUGGAACUCGUGCGUGCGUCGCAGGCGAUGGCUUCGCUACAGGAGAUAUAAAGCUCUGGGAUCCUGGGCCAAGCAGGUGCCUCUGGAGAGAGCCAGACCUCCACCAGAGCCCUUCAGUGACAUCAGCUGUGGAGGCUGGGACAUGAGUGACAGUCCUGAGAAACACGUUUACCUGUGGGCCGUGUCCCAGCAAGGGAAGCUGUGGUUCCGCACAGGCAUCAGACAGCAGAACCCGGAGGGGACGUGCUGGGAACCCACCCAGGUUCCCCGAGAGGUGGCGCAGGUCAGCGCCGGGCCGAAAGACCUGCUUUGGGUCGUUCUCUGGGACGGACAACUGCUGGCCAGAACGGGCAUCAGUAAAGACUGCCCUAAAGGCUCAUCGUGGGAGCUUGUGCUGCCUCCAAAUCAGAAAGGAGCUAUUCAUGUCGCAGUGGGAAUCAAUGUCGUUUGGGUUGUUACCAAAGACAACAAAGUCUGGUUCAGGAGGGGUGUGAAUUCCCACAAUCCCACUGGCUCAGGCUGGAUCAGUAUUGGUGGAGAGAUGGUGAUGCUUAGCAUGGGCCCCAAUGACCAGGUAUGGGGGGUUGGCAGCGAUGACCGGACUGUGUAUUUUCGUCACGGUGUGACAGCCACAGAGGUCACUGGCAGGUCAUGGGUGGCAGUGUCAGCUCAGCUUGAAGGCAGUGAAAGCACAAAUCAUUCCAGUGUCCAUGUUCACAGUGAUGCCAGUGUCUUCGCUGGUGAGGUCACCGCUCCUUCCCAAGGUUCUGUUCUGGGCUGUGAUGACACAGACAUUCCAAAGCCACGUGUCCCCAAGAUCACGAGUGACAGCUUUAUCUCUGCGCUGGUGUCUGAUCGCUCUGCUCCAGCGGCUCAUCCCAGUGUACCUGAGGACAACCAGGUGACGAGCCAAGAGUCCGAUUCCUCUUUCCUGAGCCCCAGCAGCCCGUCCGAUGGAAGCGAGACACCAUGGAGCAAUGUUGACCUGGAGGAGAUGAAGAGCUCGGAUCCCAGCAGCACUCGGAGCUCAGUGGCCACGUAUCCCAUUGAGCUGCAGCACAACACGGUAGUGCAGGAGGAGCUGCCGCCCUGGGCCUGGGUCACCGGAGGAGGAUGUGACAUCAGCUCCAGCUCCAGCUCACACGUCGACUUGUUUAACAUCUCAGAUCCCGGGCCGCUCUCUCCAUCCAUCACACCAGCCCUCGGUGCUCUAGACACAGACACUCGGACGAGAGGAGCUCAGCAAGAGAGAGAUGCUUCUGUAGAGAAGUCUGUGCGUGUGACGAGAGGUUGUAUGUCCUGGUGGAGGGACUGGACCCCUCAUCAGUGGGAGGAUGUGAGUGUGACGCUGGAGCAGGUCACCGCUGCUGGAGCCCAGACAGGAGACAUCCUUUACCUCUACUACACUCACGACCAGGAGAAGAAGUUUCUAUAUGCUGUGAUAAAGGAGGUGACGGCCCUGGUGCCCAUGUUCAGGGACUCUCUGUACACUGUGGCUGUUUACACGCCAGAGAGAACCAAACAGAGAUGCCCCAUUUUACUGGCAACACCCUCUCAACAAGACUUCAACACCUGGCGGUCUCUGUUGAACGAGUCGUGUUGUGCGUCCAGGGGUCUUGGAGAGCAUCCAUCCAAACAGGCCCUGUGGGCUGUGACGUGUAAAGGUGACGUCAUGGUCCAUGAUCCGUCACCCAGUCUGGAAGCCCCGGCGCAGUACUUACCCUGCGAGCACAUGUUCUGGCGUCAGGUUCCUGCUCAUCUGCUCUGUGUGGAGUCUAACAGUCUGGGUGUGGUGUGGGGCAUCGCUCACGAUCACACCGCCUGGGUCUACACGGGGGGCAGCAGGGGACCGUCGGCUCAGGGAAAUGAAAACCUUAACCAAGCGAUAAGUGAUGUGAGGUGCGCGUACAUCUACGAGAACCAGCGCUGGAACCCAAUGACAGGAUACACAGACAAGGGUCUUCCCACAGAUCGCUACAUGUGGAGCGAUGCUUCAGGCCUGAGGGAGUGUACCAAAGACAACACCAGGCCUCCCUCGCCGCAGUGGACAUGGGUUUCUGAUUGGGAUGUUGACUACGGUGUCCCAGGAGGGACAGAUAAAGAGGGCUGGCAGUACGCUGCAGAUUUCUCAGUGACGUUUCAUGGAUAUAAGACAAUGAAGGACUUUGUGCGACGCAGGCGGUGGGCUAGGAAGUGUAAGAUCAGCCUUAGUGGCCCGUGGCAGAAGGUUCCUCCGAUUGCACUGAGUGACGUCACCGUCUUGCCGUGUCUGGCCCAGUGCAGUCCAGAGCAGGUUCCUGUGUGGGCCAUCAGUGAGAAGGGAGAUGUGCUGUGCCGUCUGGGAGUCACCGCCAACAACCCGGCUGGUAACUCCUGGCUCCAUGUGGGCACAGACCAGCCCUUUAAGUCCAUUUGCAUAGGAGGAGGCCACCAGGUGUGGGCCAUCGCCAGGGACGGUGCUGUCUUCUACCGGGGCUCCGUGUCUGCCCACAAUCCAGCUGGUGAGUGCUGGUACCACAUACCAUCUCCCCUGAAGCAGACGCUCAGGCAGGUAUCUGUGGGCAGGACCUCCGUUUAUGCUGUGGAUGAAAACAGUAAUCUGUGGUACAGACAGGGUUUGACACCCAGCUAUCCUCAGGGUUCUGCAUGGGAACUCAUCUCAAGUAAUGUGUGUAAGGUGUCUGUUGGACCACUGGACCAGGUUUGGAUAAUUGCUGAUAAAGUGCCAGGUUAUCCAUCAGAGAGCUCAGGAACGGUGUGUCACAGACUAGGAGUGAAGCCCAUGCAGCCCAAAGGCCUGAGCUGGGACUUUGGCAUUGGGGGUGGAUGGGAGCACCUGUCUGUGAGAGGGAACUCUAUAGAGGCCCAGCGCGUGGCACCUCGCAGUCCAAUGCCCAGCCGCAUACAGAGUCAGGUGAACGGGAAUGCUGUGGGCUGCUAGAUAUAGUGCCCAUCUACCACCAUCAUCAUAAUCACCACCUUUAUCAUGCUUUACUGCAUUUCCCAGUUUGCUGUUCUUAACACCCUUCCUGUCUCCAUGUCCCUUCCAACCAAAUGUGACUUUUUUUAUUUUUGACUCCACUUGCCUGAAUAACAAACAUCACUUUUCCAGGUGUGACGUUUGAUUACUGUAUGUGUAUGAUUUGAAUCACCUGAUCCACUGAUGUCUCUUUGUUUUAAGCAUGUUAUGUUAUUUCUUGUUGCUGCAUUUGUUUCUGUAACGAGAAGACCAUUUUAUGUUAUUGGUUUGAUUAUAUUAUUUAAAAAUGAUUUUAUUUCAGUCCGCUUGCAUUGUCAGAGACAAUGCUGUAAACGUGGACACAACUUCCCUACUGUGAUCUAACAACCACUGACAUAGGUUUUUUCCCCUAAUAAAGAUCUGUUAAAAAGCA